ACUCCUCCUCACCCCCCUUCUUCUUCCUCCCUUUGCUUUGGGAUUUGAUUUUCCUCAAAAUGAUCCAGACAAUCAGCCCUUAUGCCUCUGCAAGAACCGCUGAGAUCAUGUCCAGGUACAGGCCUAUUGCGCCCAAGCCUGAGGCCCCCUCCCCCAAUUCCCCCGCCGAGAAUGACAAUUCAGCCCUCCCCAAUGGUAUAAGGAAGUCUCCUUACUUGAGGAACGUCUGGGCUCACCUCCAGGCCCGCCCCACCAGGACCCGCAAGCGCGGCCGCACUGCUGCCUUUGCCCCGCCCUCCGUCAAGCGGACUAGAACCUGUCUCCAGGGCCUCUCCCCGCCUUAUCAGGUCAUUACUAGUUCUCCUGCCAAGAACCUGGCCAUGCAUGGAUUUUCUCAUGGUCCGCCUCAGAUUUCUCUUCUCCCGAAUCUUGUCCCGCUUAAGUGCGGCCUCGACACCGCCGUCACUACCCUGGCGGAGUCGGUGGCGCUUCCUCUACUAUGCUGCACCGCCGCCGCCGCCGCUGCCGUUCAGGCCCCUAUUUUCAACCCGGGGAAAGAAAUGGACAACUCCUGCAGCAAAGGGAUAGAUUUGAACAUGACAGCUACAGAUCAAGGGCCCGAGGAAUUAGACUUCUUGCCGCAGCUUCAAGAGCCCGUGAAGCCAAGCGUCAUCUCGCCUCGGCCUGUCCGUCCUGUCGGCUCGAUCAUAAUUGUGAGUAAUAUCGCUGAAGAUCCGGGGCGGCAAAUGACCACGCUGAAGGCGCGCGCGGAAGAGGUGGAGGCGGCCGUAGAGGCGGAAGAAAUUCCAGCUAUAGUAUCCGAUUCAAACAACAAGGUGAGGAUCACCAACUCGGCCUACAAGGAGAUGGUGGGCCAGCCGGAAUGCCGCCGCCACAAAGAGCGGAGGCGGGCAUGCAAGAGGAUUGGUGGAGAGGUCCUGCUCCAUUUCGAGGAUUCGGAGCACCAAAUAGCGUCGGCGGGAGGAUUCAGCUGCCGGGUGAAAAUCGAGUGGGAAAGCAAAGGGAAGAAGAAUAGCGUGAAUGCUUGUUGCGAGGGUGUGAAAUUGGGGUGUCAGGCGAAGGAUUACCAGUUCUUGUGGAGGUUUCGGGCAAUGGAAGAAGCCUGAAAAACGUGGAUGAUUGCAAGUUGUAAAUGAUGAUGAACUAACGAGUAAUAGAUGAAAUGAUAGUGGUGUUGUGUAGUAUAUGAAUGAUAAUUAGACA
Molecule: messenger RNA, 1224 nt
Organism: Sesamum indicum (sesame)
Lineage: Eukaryota; Viridiplantae; Streptophyta; Magnoliopsida; Lamiales; Pedaliaceae
Source: RefSeq, a predicted model, not a curated record